AUGAUAAAAGAUAGGAGUUUCCAGGGAAAGAAACUGUCAGAGCAGAAGAGAGGGAAUGGUAAGAGGGAGAUGGAUGAAAGUAAUCACCAAAGCAAGAGGGAAGAGAAUUGUCAGAGGGUGACGGAAGAUAGGAAUCGUCAGAGGGUGACGGAAGAUAGAAAUCGUCAGAAGGUGGUGGAAGAGAGGAAUCGUCAGAGGAUGGUGGAAGAUAGGAAUCGUCAGAAAGUAGAGGUGAAAAGGAAUCGUCAGAGGGUGGUGGUAGAUAGGAAUCGUCAGAGAGUGGUGGAAGAUAGGAAUCGUCAGGGGAGGGUGGUGGUAGAUAGGAAUCGUCAGAGGGUAGUAGAAGAUAGGAAUCGUCAGAGGGUAGUAGAAGAUAAGAAUCGUCAGAGGGUGGUGCAAGAUAGGAAUCGUCAGAGGGUGGUGGAAGAUAGGAAUCGUCAGAGAGUGGUGGUAGAUAGGAAUCGUCAGAGGGUGGUGAAAGAUUGGAAUCGGCUGAGGGUGGUGGUAUAUAUGAAUUGUCAGCGGGUGGUGGUAGAUAGAACUCGUCAGAGGGUGACGGAAGAGAGGAAUCGUCAAAGGGUGGUGAAAGAUAGGAAUGGUGAGAGGAUGGUGGAAGAUAGGAAUCGUCUGAGGGUGACGGAAGAUAGAAAUCGUCAGAGGGUUGUGGUAGAUAGGAAUCGUCAGAGGGUGGUGAAAGAUAGGAAUCGUCAGGAGGUGGUGGUAGAUAGGAAUCGUUAG
This is a messenger RNA of Liolophura sinensis, 738 nucleotides long. RefSeq names its product U1 small nuclear ribonucleoprotein 70 kDa-like. The record is from RefSeq and is a predicted model, not a curated record. The transcript is spliced from 2 exons. Bases 1 to 738 code for a protein of 245 amino acids. NCBI's taxonomy places the organism in Eukaryota, Metazoa, Mollusca, Polyplacophora, Chitonida, Chitonidae.